Messenger RNA from Pyrus x bretschneideri (Chinese white pear), 2005 nucleotides. RefSeq names its product actin-related protein 3-like. The record is from RefSeq and is a predicted model, not a curated record. Bases 95 to 1288 code for a protein of 397 amino acids. NCBI's taxonomy places the organism in Eukaryota, Viridiplantae, Streptophyta, Magnoliopsida, Rosales, Rosaceae. Gene Ontology annotation, biological process: Arp2/3 complex-mediated actin nucleation. Gene Ontology annotation, cellular component: actin cortical patch; Arp2/3 protein complex. The transcript has 9 exons. Gene Ontology annotation, molecular function: actin filament binding.
GCCAUGAUCAUUUGCCUCGCACCCUCUAUCGGAUCUGAGCUGCAGAUCCACCUCCGUAAUAAUCAAAGCCAAUACAAGUUCCAAGCUUUCUGUCAUGGACCCGGCCUCUCGCCCAGCUGUUGUCAUCGACAAUGGAAGUGGGUAUACUAAAAUGGGUUUCGCGGGAAAUGUCGAGCCAUGUUACACUGUUCCGACUGUAGUUGCAUUAAACGAAUCGUUUUUGAAUCCGUCCAGAACCUCCUCCAAGUCCGGCUGGAUAGCGCAGCACAAUGCUGGCGUGAUGGCUGAUCUUGAUUUCUUUAUUGGGGAUGAGGCGCUGGAAAAAUCUCGAUCUAGCACAACUUACAAUCUAAGCUAUCCCGUUCGACAGGGCCAAGUCGAGAAUUGGGAUUCAAUGGAGCGGUUCUGGCAGCAAAGUAUAUUUAAUUACUUGCGUUGUGAUCCUGAAGACCAUUAUUUUCUUUUAACUGAGAGUCCGCUUACUGCCCCGGAGAGCCGGGAGUACACGGGUGAAAUCAUGUUCGAAACUUUCAAUGUUCCUGGCCUUUACAUUGCCGUGAAUUCGGUACUUGCUCUUGCAGCUGGUUACACUGCCUCCAAGUGUGAGAUGACAGGGGUUGUAGUAGAUGUUGGAGAUGGGGCAACUCAUAUUGUUCCUGUUGCAGAAGGUUAUGUUAUUGGGAGCAGCAUCAAGUCAGUUCCUAUUGCCGGGAAAGAUGUCACUCUCUUCGUCCAGCAGCUUAUGCGGGAAAGAGGAGAGAAUGUGCCACCAGACGACUCCUUUGAUGUAGCUCGCAGAGUGAAGGAAAUGUAUUGCUAUACUAGUUCUGAUAUUGUCAAGGAGUUUAAUAAGCACGAUAAGGAACCAUCCAAGUAUAUUAAGCACUGGAGAGGCAUUAAACCAAAAACAGGGGCGCCCUACUCUUGUGACAUUGGCUAUGAACGAUUUCUUGGCCCAGAGAUUUUCUUCAAUCCCGAGAUUUAUAGCACCAACUUCACCACUCCGUUACCUGCUGUAAUUGACAAGUGUAUUCAGUCUGCUCCAAUUGACACUAGGAGGUCUUUGUAUAAGAAUAUAGUGUUGUCUGGAGGUUCAACCAUGUUCAAGGACUUCCAUAGGAGGUUGCAACGGGAUAUAAAGAAGAUUGUGGAUGCCCGGCUUCUUGCAUCUGAAGCUCGAGUUGGUGGAGAAGUAAAAUCACAUCCAGUGGAAGUGAAUGUAGUUAGCCAUCCCAUCCAGAGAUUUGCAGUUUGGUUUGGUGGCUCAGUACUUGCAGUCCACACCUGAAUUCUUUGCGGCUUGCCAUACAAAAGAAGAGUACGAGGAAUACGGUGCAAGCAUAUGCAGAACAAAUCCUGUUUUCAAGGGGAUGUAUUGAUUCAGAUAUCGAUUUUGGCUGGAUCACUUGCUGGCAAUUCCUGAUUCAAAUUGGAAUUCCGUGUCAAUUCCACCUCUGACAUGCUCAGUAAUUUUACUUCCUGAAUUUUUCACGGUAUCAUCUCUAUGCAUGUGCUGCUAGAGGCGGUGUAAAAUAUAGUUACUCAGUUAAAUUGUAGAGAAAUGGGGUUUUCUUUUUGUAGUGAUUAUUUCUUUAGGUGGCAAUAGGUCUCUCAGAAGCAGAUCGGAAAUAGCCUUUGCAGUUUUCGCACGUCCAAGGGCCCUGGAGGAUCAGAUAUGAAUCGUGAAUCGGCUCAGGUGCAGUUUUGAUGUUCAGCUUAGAUAGAGUUUGUUUAAGAUCAUUAGCCGUUGAAGUUUUUUCUCGAGCGAUAUAACAGCGUAGUGCAUUUCGGGUUGGCAGUUCGAUUCUUUUGGAAUGGAUUUGUGGUAGCACAAUAACUUCUCAUUUGAGCUGAAUGUAUUUCGAUUACAAGACAGAUGUUACAGGAUUGUGUAUAAAUUCCUUUUGUUAAACGAUGUUCACGUUGAAGAAAUCUAUGUGUAUAAACUCCAAGCAACCUCUACUACGUUAACUUCUGAAAGGCAUUUCGUUUUUUCUUUUCCAAA